This is a messenger RNA of Gryllus bimaculatus (two-spotted cricket), 265 nucleotides long. NCBI's taxonomy places the organism in Eukaryota, Metazoa, Arthropoda, Insecta, Orthoptera, Gryllidae. The record is from the annotation of a GenBank genome assembly.
AGCCAUGGAGCGUUGGCGCGGACGAGUUGCUGUGGUGACGGGUGCGAGUGCGGGCAUUGGCGCUGCCAUCGCCUACCAGUUCCAAGACGCUGGGCUCACCGUCGUCGCGUUGGCCCGUAGGAAGGAGAAGAUCCCGAUGUAUAUUAAACCAGGUUUUGAAUCAAGUUUGAGACCUCUUCAAGUUGCACCACAUAUUACACAAUUCAUUACACAAGUGACCAUGAUCCACGAAAUUAUUGUGAAACCUGUGGGAGAAGCCUUCUAA